UGUGUGUGUGUGUGUGUGUGUGUGUGUGUGUGUGUGUGUGUGUGUGUGUGAAAUGUUUCAGUUUCAGUCAUGAUCCAGUUUUGAUACUGUGCUGAUGUGUUGUUGUCAGGAACUAUCAGUAUUUGGUUUAUUUAGUUUUCAUUAUCAUGGACUUUUAGUUGGUUUUGUUUCAUUUCCUCUUGUCUUUGUUCUAGUUUCCUACUCUAUUUAGUCACUCUAGUGAAUAAAAAAUCUUUUUGGAACCUUUUGCUUCUUCUUCUUCUUCUUCUUUGGAACACUAAAGUCUGUGACAGCCGUGAGGUAGUUUGCAAAAGUACGGAAAUCGGUAAGGUUGCAUCUUGCAAAGAGAUAAUCAUAGUUCGGAUUUCAUGCCAACCAAUCUUUAAUGAUUUAAUUAUGAAGGAUCCAGUGACGAUUCCCUGUGAACACAGUUAUUGUAAUGGAUGCAUCUUAAGACGCUGGAAUCAGGAGGAUUGGACGAGAAUCUACAAAUGCCCUUUAGGCAAACAGUCCUUCACACCAAGAACAGUUUUAGGCAAAAAUGUGUUGAUUGCUGAAAUGAUGGUGGAGAAACUGAAGAAGAUGAGACUUCUGGAGAUGUUCAGUGUGAGUCCUGCACUGAAAUUAAAGCAAAGAAAGCAGUGAAAUCAUGUCUGGAGUGUCGAAGCUCUUACUGUCAAACUCACCUUGAACAGCAUGAGAAUCUCUUCAGAGGUAAAGGACACAAUCUGAUGGAUGCCACUGGACGACUCCUUCAAGGAACACAAGGAGAUGUCUAGAAGAAAGUCUGAGCUGCCCUUUUUUUUUAAUGCAACAAGAGGACAGUCAGAUUUUUGAUGACUAAAAAGGAUGAAAGCACCAUAAAAUUUUCCUAAAAGUCAUCAAUUCAUCAGAAUACAUGCAAGUGGGAUAUUUUCAGUGAAUAUAGACUUAAAUUCCAGGCAGUUCUUGACACAAAACUAGUGUAUUGCUUUAGAAGACCUGGAAUUUUUUGCACAGGUCAUAUGGUCUCUUUUAUGGUACUUUAAUGAUGCUUUUUGUGCAUUUUGGAGCUUGACGGUAAAAAUCACUCUCCACUUUCAUUAUAUUGAAAAAAAGCUCGGACAUCAAACAAACAUCAUUGUAUUCUAGAAGAAAGAUUUUUGGGUGAACUAUUUCUUUAAGACUCUCGUCCAAUCAGUCGGUGAUGUUCCCAUAAGCAGUGCUGUGUUAAGUUACUUUUAAAAGUAUUUCACAGUAUUGCGUUACUCCAUAAAACAAAUUUAAUAUGGGGGAUAUUUAAGUUGGAGGGACCCAAACCCCCGGCCACCACCCACCCACCCUGUGAUUUACAUAAAGUUGAUUUUGAAUAAUCACAAUUUACAAAAGUAAAAUAUUUGACAGGUGAUAAUGUUUAAAUUGCCCAUUGUUUGCACAGAUUUGCCUAUCUGAUGGUUUGAUUGGUUUGUCUUAGGUUUUUGUUUGUUAAAUAGUGAUAGAUGAUGCGUCAAAUACUAAUGUGACUUUAUAAAGUCUAUAGAAUUUUCUUUACAUUUUUGAAACAUUCACAUGUAUGAGUGUAUGUUAAUUUAAAACCUAAAUAAAUUACCCCACAAUGUUGCAGUCCACUUGCAGGCAUAUCCAGCCAGGUAUUUUCACAAUGUUUGUAAAAUGUUUUAGUUUGGUUACAAAUCCUUUCCUUUUUUGACUGACACACAUUUAUGCAGAACUUCACAGUAUUGAGAGCACUGAAGUUUCUGAAGGGGUUUAGGAAUGUGGUUGGGUGAGAUCUGAAAGAGGUUAGAGAAAAAUGUUGCAGUAAUGUGCGCAAGCAACAAAACCGGAGAAACACGCUAAGCAUGAGGACAGCUGUUUAUCUUUCCACAUGGUGCUUGUUUGUGUAGGAAAAGUUUCAGUCAUGUGACUGGGGAGUUGUGAAGAUGAAAACCUCCAUUUUGAACUGCCGUACAGACGUGUCAAUUUUCCAUCUGUUUUAAGCCAAAAUAUUUAGCUCACCUCUGAACAGAGUGCCAGUUUUGCACACUUGCGAUCCAUAUACAGCACCUGCCUUAGUAUUUCAAUCACUAAAACAGCCAGCCAUUGUAAAACUUGAAAAAAACGAAAGCGUUAAUAAGCCCUAUUAAAAACACAAUUCAAUAUACACAUUAUUGAUAAUGGGUAUUCUAUACCAGCCAGCAGAUGAGAAUAUGAACGCAACACGCUAAAUUGCACUUUAUUUAGUAUAAUGGUUUUCUUUGGGGGAAAAAGUUUCAAAUUCAAUGAAGUUUUCAUCAUGAACCCGUUGAUAUUGUGGUCAUUCGUAUUGUGGCAUGAUGCAUCCUGCAAAGAGACAAUCAUGGUCAUUUCGGUCAUUGUCCACAAUCACGGACAAUCAUUUCGGCCAACCAGACUGGAAUCAGUGUAAAAAAAACUCAAUAAAAACAAACAAACAAACAAAAAACCCCUGAAACAAACAAGUUACAGUAAGUCACUCCCUACAGAAAAACCUGUUUCUCAAGCAUGUCAUCAGGAAGAUAUAUCAACCCUCCAGUUCAUAGAAGAAGGAAUUUGACUGUCGAGCUGCAGUGAGUUUCGUUUCUCUGUCUGUGUGUUCAUACAGUGAAAUGGCAGAAGCCAAUAUUUCAGUGGAUCAGGAUCAGUUCAGAUGUUCAGUGUGUCUGGAUCUGCUGAAGGAUCCGGUGACGAUUCCCUGUGGACACACUUACUGUAAGAGAUGCAUCUCAGAGUGCUGGGAUCAGGAGGAUCGGAAGAGAAUCUACAGCUGUCCUCAGUGCAGACGGACCUUCAGCCCAAGACCAGUUUUAGGUAAAAAUGUGGUGUUUGCUGAAAUGGUGGAGAAACUGAAGAAGACAAGACUCCAAGCUGCUCCUGUUCCUGUUCCUGCUCGGCGUCUUCAUCGCGCUGGAUCUGGAGAUGUUCAGUGCGGCUCCUGCACUGGAAUUAAACAGAAAGCAGUGAAGACCUGUAGGGAGUGUCGGAGCUCUUACUGUCAAACUCAUCUUGAACAACAUGAGAAUCUCUUCAGAGGUAAAGGACACAAUCUGAUGGACACCACUGGACGUUUGCGGCAGAUGAUCUGUCCUCGACAUGAUAAAAUGCUGGAAAUUUACUGCCGUACCGACCAAAGCUGUAUCUGUAUGAUGUGUUUGAUGAAUGAACACAAAAAUCAUGACACUGUAUCAACUGCAGUGGCAAGAGCAGAGAAACAGGCACAUUUAGAGGAGACGGAGAAGAAAAUUAAUCGGAGAAUCCAGAAGAGAGAGAGAGAUCUUCAGGAGCUGAGAGAGGCGGUGGAGUCUCAUAAGCGCUCUGCACAGUCAGCAGUGGAGGACAGUGAGAGGAUCUUCACUGAACUCAUCCGCUCCAUUGAGAAACGUCGCUCUGAGGUGAAGCAGCUGAUCAGAGAUCAGGAAAGAGCUGCAGUGAGUCGAGCUGAAGAACAACUGGAGCGACUGAAGAAGGAGAUCGAUGAUCUGAAGAGGAAAGAUGCUGAGCUGAAGCAGCUUUCAGACACAGAUGAUCAUAUUCAUUUCCUGCAGAGUUUGUCGUCCGCUUCUCUCUCUGGAUCUACCGAAGGCGUCACUGGCGGUUCUCACAUGCCUUUCGACGAUGUGAUAAAAUCUGUCUCUCAACUCAGAGACAAACUGCAGCAGUUCUUCAGAGAGACUAUGGAAAACAUAUCUGGAACAGUGAAAACCAUCCAGAUCAUCCAGACUCCUGAAUAUGACACCAGACAGGAGUUUCUACAAUAUUUCCAUCAGCUCUCUCUGGAUCCAAACACGGUGCACCCAUGUCUCCACCUGUCUGAGGGGAACACAGCGAUCACUUACACCAACACAUUCUAUGCUUAUCCCGAUCAUCCAGAGCGCUUUGAUUACGCUCAGGCGUUGUGUAGAGAGAGUGUGACUGGACGCUGUUACUGGGAGGUGGAGUACAGCGGCAGUGAAGGUGUGUAUGUGGCAGUGGCAUAUAAGAGCAUCGGGAGAAAGGGACAGAGCUUGGAGUGUGCAUUCGGGUGUAAUAAUCAAUCCUGGAUAUUGUUCUCUUCGCCCUCGAUGUGCUCAUUUAGUCACAACAACAUCAACUCUAAUCUCCCUCUAGUGUCCAGCAGUAGGAUAGGAGUGUUUGUGGAUCACAGGGCAGGAACUCUGUCCUUCUACAGCGUCUCAGACACAAUGAGUCUCAUUCACAGAGUCCAGACCACAUUCACUCAGCCGCUCUGUCCCGGGUUCGGAUUGGGUCUCUACUCAACCGCAAAACUGUGUCGUCUACGCAAUUAAGCUUAGUUCUUAUACACAGCCGAGCUCUGAACCUGCUGACAAUUCUGAGUAAAGAUGGAUUCAUGGCACCUCUGAGCAGCCGUCAGUAUAAAGACAUUUACAUGCCACUUCCGAAGCGCUCUUAUGCCACCUUUCCGGUGCAAAUUUGGCAAAAUAAUGUUAAUGAUACAGCCAUUGUAGAAAAAUAUUGCUAUAUCACAUGAAUUAAGCACCACAAUAAAUCAGUAAAGGUGAGAUGAUAUGGAUUUAUAUUUUCGAAUUAAUAAAUCAAGUGCUGAACUUCUAAAGACUUCAGAUAUGACAUUGUCUCCUAAGGUAAUAAUAAUGUAAUAAUGGUCGUAUUGUGGGUACAAAUGAUAAUCAGAAAAUUUAGAUGUGGAGUGAUUAUGUAAAUAAAAUUAUUUCAGGCUUUUGUGGAAUUUAAUGGUUACAUUUUCCUUUUCAUGUUAGGUUACUGAAAGAAACUCUUAUAUUUUUAUACUUUAUUUGGAUUCAAUAAAGAACAAGAUAAUUAGUGGAUUUAAUUUGAUGUAUAAUCUACAGCAUGCUUUAAUUGCUAACAGUUUUCUUCCUUUUCUUUUGAUGAACUGGACUUACAAAUGCUCCGUCAAGAGUUUUUAUUUACACUUCUGAAGUUUUUGUUUACACUUGUUUUUGUUCACCAUCCUGGCACAAAAUCCCUCGUGGGGGCGGGGCCAGGAGCUGUGCGUUCUCAUUGGCUGGUGAGUUUUUGAUCGACAACUUCUUGACCUCAAUGUCCCCUAUUGGAAUAAAUGAAGAAAUGGAUCUUGCAUGUUUUUUUUAAGUUUUUUUUUUUUUUUUUCUCAGUGGCAAUACCCUUCAAUUGUUUAAGCUCAGCUGGUGACAAUUUUUAAAUGCUGUUUCUUCUAUGAGCACUGAGGAAAGCUAUGGUAUGAAACAUUUGCUCACUGGUCUGUUUUUACUUUGCACUUUUUCAUCUUUUUCACAUGCAAAAAGAAAAGUUAAAAAUCUAUUUGUGAUA
This is a messenger RNA of Cyprinus carpio (common carp), 5283 nucleotides long. RefSeq names its product E3 ubiquitin/ISG15 ligase TRIM25-like. The record is from RefSeq and is a predicted model, not a curated record. The coding region runs from base 2604 to 4280 and encodes 558 amino acids. Lineage: Eukaryota; Metazoa; Chordata; Actinopteri; Cypriniformes; Cyprinidae. Gene Ontology annotation, molecular function: zinc ion binding; protein binding. The transcript is spliced from 6 exons.